AUGCAGGCUAUUGAAAUUCCAGAAACUAAAAAUCAAACACUCGUCACAGAAUUCAUCCUGUUGGGAUUUAGGCAUCUUCAGGACAUGAAGACUGCUGUUCUGCUGAUCUUUCUUGUGAUCUACAUAUCAACCAUGACUGGAAAUGUUCUCAUUGUUGUACUGGUUGUGGCUGAUCGACACCUUCAUACACCCAUGUAUUUCUUUCUGUGGAAUUUAUCGUGCUUGGAGACCUUCUACAGUUCAGCUAUUUUACCCAGAAUUCUGAGUAGUUUACUGACUGGAGACAGAACCAUUUCAGUGGAUGGUUGUUUUGUGCAACAUUAUUUCUUCGCAUGUCUAGCAGCUGUGGAAUGUUAUCUUCUUUCUGUAAUGUCCUAUGAUCGAUAUUUGGCUAUAUGCAAACCUCUUCAUUAUGUAACACUUAUGAAUAGCAAGUUAUGUCUGCAAAUGGCAGCUGGAUCUUGGUUAACAGGAUUUCUUGCUAGUACAACAACAAUUAUUUUAAUGUCACAGUUAGUCUUCUGUGGCCCCAAUGUGAUCGACCAUUUCUUUUGUGAUACCUUUCCAGUUCUACAGCUGUCCUGCAGCAACACAGUUCUUUUAAGGAUACUGAUUUUAAUUUUUGUAUCUAUAUUCACCCUUCCUCCUUUUACACUAACUUUAAUGUCAUAUAUCCACAUAAUCACAGCAGUCCUUAAAAUCCCAUCUGUUACUGGAAGGAAAAAGGCCUUUUCUACUUGUUCAUCACACCUCAUUGUGGUAACUAUUUUCUAUGGCACAAUAGCCACAGCAUACUCGUUACCACACUCCAGCACCCUGGGAGACCUGAACAAAGUUUUUUCGGGCUUUUAUACCAUCCUAACACCUCUGGUCAACCCUCUCAUAUAUAGCCUGAGAAACAGAGAUGUGAGAGAGUCUCUUCAGAGAUCUGUAGUUGUCGCAUGGGUCAGAACUCAGGUAAUGGAUCAUAAAAGUAGGUUUCUGCAGACAAGGAGAUCAUGA
Molecule: messenger RNA, 1002 nt
Organism: Varanus komodoensis (Komodo dragon)
Lineage: Eukaryota; Metazoa; Chordata; Lepidosauria; Squamata; Varanidae
Product: olfactory receptor 6B1-like
Exons: 1
Coding region: 1-1002 (333 amino acids)
Biological process (GO): G protein-coupled receptor signaling pathway
Cellular component (GO): membrane
Molecular function (GO): G protein-coupled receptor activity; olfactory receptor activity
Source: RefSeq, a predicted model, not a curated record